AGUUUCGGUCGCAAUAUUUUCUUUUACAAUUUAAAAAAUAAAAAAUAAUAAUAAUUCAUUAAUCCGCUGCAUCGUACCCUCGUUUCGCAUACGUAAUGGCGGAUGUUAAGUGCGCGACAGGCAAAUGUGAAGAUAAGACCAUCACCUACGAAGCGGUCAAAGCGAUCGCUGAUAAUAUUCUGUCGCGCAUAAAAGUCAAACCGGUUAUCGGCAUUAUUUGUGGCUCGGGUCUGGGCUCACUCACCGAAGCCAUUACGAAUGCACAAAAUAUCGAUUACAAGGACAUACCCGGUUUUCCGGUCUCAACGGUGCCCGGACAUGCGGGACGCCUGGUCAUCGGCAUGCUGGAGGGCCUACCAGUGUUGGCCAUGCAGGGACGCUUUCACUACUACGAGGGUUAUCCAUUGGUGAAGUGCUCGUUGCCGGUGCGCGUCAUGAAAGUGAUGGGUAUUGAAUACUUGAUGGUCACCAAUGCGGCGGGCGGCAUAAAUCCCACUUAUAAGGUGGGUGAUAUUAUGCUCAUACGCGAUCAUAUCAACUUCGUCGGAUUUUCUGGCAAUUCACCAUUACGUGGACCGAAUGAUGACCGGUUCGGACCGCGCUUUCCACCCAUGACCGAUGCCUACAAUCCCGCAUUGAUUACGCGCGCUCUGAGCGUAGCCAAAGAGAUGGGUAUACCGGAUGUGGUGAAAGUGGGCACAUAUUGCUUUCUAGGUGGUCCUAACUAUGAAACCAUCGCUGAGUGUAAGAUGUUGCACACUUGUGGCGUAGAUGCUGUCGGCAUGUCGACCGCUCAUGAGGUGGUCGUGGCCCAGCACUGCGGCCUGAAGGUGUUCGCCUUCAGUCUUAUCACCAACAAGUCAUCACUGGACUACGAAAAGAAAGAGUAUGCCAAUCAUGCUGAGGUCGUGGCGGUGGGUAAAAGUCGGGAGAGCACUUGCCGUGAGCUAAUGUGUCGCAUGAUCAAAUCUAUAGCAGCUGAGCGUGGUAGCAGCGGAUCGUCGGACUGUGGCUGCACAACGUGAGAAACGAGGGUUCCUGAGAUGCAAGCAGGAUUAGUGAAAAUACAAAUUAUCUAUUUUUAAUUUCAUUUACAGAAAAGUCGAAAUUUUUGAAGUUUACAAACCUA
Messenger RNA from Bactrocera tryoni, 1129 nucleotides. Its product is annotated as purine nucleoside phosphorylase-like. Gene Ontology annotation, biological process: nucleoside metabolic process. Gene Ontology annotation, molecular function: purine-nucleoside phosphorylase activity. Gene Ontology annotation, cellular component: cytoplasm. Bases 96 to 1025 code for a protein of 309 amino acids. The transcript has 2 exons. The record is from RefSeq and is a predicted model, not a curated record. NCBI's taxonomy places the organism in Eukaryota, Metazoa, Arthropoda, Insecta, Diptera, Tephritidae.